Molecule: messenger RNA, 2365 nt
Organism: Maniola jurtina (meadow brown)
Lineage: Eukaryota; Metazoa; Arthropoda; Insecta; Lepidoptera; Nymphalidae
Gene: Jabba
Product: lisH domain-containing protein C1711.05-like
Exons: 8
Coding region: 338-2338 (666 amino acids)
Source: RefSeq, a predicted model, not a curated record
CACCUUUCCUGUGAUUUUUGAGGUUGUGAUUCUGUGGAUGCUAUUGUGCUAUAUAUCAGUACUGCACUCCAUACAAAAGUUGGCUUCAGAUGAAAGAUUCGCCUGCCUGCACAGUGCACACAAGUCACAACACAACAAUGGAUAGACACCGACCAACAAAAUGAGAUUACACAUCGAUCAAUUACGAUCAUUGAUUAACUAUUUAUAAACUUGCUUUAAAGAGUUAAUUUCUUAAGCAUUUAUUAAUUUAACCAAUUACAGUGUGUCUAGACAGAAGAAGUUUGUAUUUAUUCCUGCUGACUAUCGGCGUAUCCGGGCGUUGUAGAAAAUUUCAGGAAUGGAACUGGUGUCGCUAGUCAAGGAGGUGCUGCAGAGCGUGGCAGAGCGCGCGGCGAGCUACCGGCUCGGCCAGUCAGCGCUCCGGUACAUGGACCGCGCGCUUUGGGUCGUCGAAAAGAGCGCGCGAUGGGCCGUGCCGCCACCGCUGGAUCAAGACGAGCGGCCGCAGCCGGAGCUCAUUCGACCGCUGCCAUGGGUGUUCUUCCUCGCUCUCCUCAUAAUGCUACGGGUCACACGAGAGUCCAUAUCGCUGAUCAACCUCGCUCUGGGCAAACCUCCGCUCAGAUCAGCUGAUGUUGUAACAUAUUUACAAGGCAAGCGCCGCUACCUCCGUACGCUAAAGUACCAAGGCAACAGAAUGAUGAGAGCGCGCACUGAACAAGUCACUAGAGAGUCAUGGUACAGCCACUUGCAGUCGAUGUUCGAGUUUACCAUGUGCUUCCGGCGACAGCAUUAUGGAAAUAAUAAUACACAGCUUAUUAAUGGAGACGAGGUGUUGGUAGUGAAACGCAACAAAAGAAUACGGCCAGAAGCUAGCACUAUUGCAUCUACCAGUGAAACCAGCAUGGAGCGCCUUAUAGAGAAGAUGAUGGUUGACGUCGACGUAGACUCUGAUGAGUCUUCUAGUUACACUCUAACAAACAUUACGAGUGGUCGUAGCGAUAGAUCCGACUACAACACCGAUUCGGACCAAGAGACUGCUUCAAACACAAAAACCCAAGUAAAACAUAAUCAAGAUAGUAGAACCGUGAAACAAACUCAAGACAAUACUUCUCUAACAGCUUUGAGUACAAAAACACAAGUUAAACAAAGUCUAGAUAGUAAAACUGUAAAACAAAGUCAAGAUAGUAAAACCGUAAGAGAAACUGAAGACAGAAUUUCUCUACCCGCUCCUUAUACAAAAACACCAGAAAAACAAAGUCUAGAUAGUAAAAAUGUGAAUGAAACCCAAGACAAUACUUCUCUGACCACUUCUAGUACGAAAACAACUGUAAAACAAAGUCAAGAUAGUGAAACCGUAAAAGAAACUGAAGACAGUAAUUCUCUGUCCGAUUCUAAUACAAAAACGCCAAAAAAGCAAAGUCUAGAUAGUAAAACUGUUAAAGAAACUCAAGACAAUACUUCUCUCACUACUUCUAUUACAAAAACAUCAGAAGAAGAAAGUCAAGAUAGUGAAACCGUAAAAGAAACUGAAGACAGUAAUUUUCCAACCGCUUCUUAUACAAAAUCAUCAGUAAAACCAAGUCAAGAUAAUAAAACCGAAAAAAAGAUUCAAGAAAAUACUUCUCUGACCUCUUCGAAUAUAAAAACACCAGUAAAACAAAGUCAAGAUACAUCUGUAAGAUUUACAUCUGUAAAAGAAUCUCAAGAUAAUAAUUCUUUAACCGUUUCCAAUACAAAAACACCUGAAAAACAAAGUCUAGAUACUAAAACGGAAAAAGAAUCUGAAGACAGUACUUCUCUGACCGCUUCGAAUACAAAAACAUCAGUGAAAAAGAGUCACGAUAGUAAAACCGUUAAAGAAACUCCAUUAAAACAAAGCCAAGAUAGUGAAACUGUAAAAGAAACUGAAGGUAGAAAUUCCCUGGCCGCUUCUUAUACAAAAACACCAGUAAAACAAAGUCAAGAUAACAAAACUGAAAAAGAAACUGAAGAUAAUACUUCUCUGACAGCUUCUAGUACAAAAAUACCAGUAAAAAACCAUCAAGACGAUAAAACAGUGAAACAAGACAUUUCCGCAAAAGGAAACAAUAUAGCAAAAUCUAAACCAAAGAAAAGCAACACAGAUAAAUCAACUGUCUUUGACGAAUUAAACGAUUCAAUGGCGAGGUUAGAAGGAGAUAGCGUUAUUAAACAAGAAAGAGGUAGCGAUACGAAAGAAGCUACGAUGGAUUUCAUACAAAAUGAGAUUGGCUCUCAUAGGAGUGAAGAUGGCUAUAGACAGUAUAAAAUUGCAAAUGGACAGUUGAUGACGGACCUUACAGCAACAGAAAGAUAAAAUGUGCGAUGGACAAUAUUAUGGAGG